Messenger RNA from Didymodactylos carnosus, 243 nucleotides. NCBI's taxonomy places the organism in Eukaryota, Metazoa, Rotifera, Eurotatoria, Philodinida, Philodinidae. The record is from the annotation of a GenBank genome assembly.
AUGGGUACCGCCAUACACUGCUGGUGUCUCGAUAACUGGAAACGGCUCGUUAUACCAUGCGGAAGGAGUUUGUUGGCCAAUGAAGGUUUUGUGCUUGGAAAUAACGCAUUUCCUAUUCGAACUACAUUAUUGAAUUCUAGCGGCGGAAGAGCAAGAGUUACUGCUGAUCAAUAUUUUCAAUUACCUAAUCAAAUUCCAUUAGUGACGUCGGGUUAUGAGGAACUUGGUAAUAUGUUUGGAUGA